CCACCCUGUAUUUCUGUGUCCAUUAAGCCAGCUUCUAUCCUCCUCUGCCCUCCGGACAGGACCUGCCCAUAUAGUCUCAUGUGUCUCCUUGAUCCAAGAACCCCCUCCUCACCAGUAUCAUUUUCUGUCUUAUAGUCCAGUCCAAUCCCUGUCUGAAGAGUUGGCUUCGGGAAUGGCUCCUAUCUUGGGCUAAUAGAAGGUCUGGGGACCAUGACUUCUGGGGUCAAACACGAUUUUUAUAACUGGAAAAAAAAAACAUUAUCAUUUAACAUGGAAGAAGAUGAGUUCUUUAGUGAAAAAACAUUUCAGUAUUAUUGUGUGGAAUUCAUUAAGCAUUCACAGCAGAUAAAUGAUGGUUGGGAAUGGAAAACUUCAAAGGACUGUUCUGAUGGCUACAUGUGCAAAACACAUUUUCAAAUUAAAAACGGGACUGUGGGGUCACAUCCAGGAACAUCUGCUUGUAUACAGACAUGCCUUCCUACUGAGGAGGCUUUAGAGCUGCCCCUUGAUGAUUUUGAAGUGCUCGAGACUGCAGCGGCAUCGGAAGUGAUUAAAUACGAGUAUCAUGUCUUGUAUUCCUGUAGCUACCAAGUGCCUGUGCUUUACUUCAGGGCAAGCUUUUUAGAUGGAAGACCUUUAACUCUGAAAGACAUAUGGGAACGAGUCCAUGAAUGCUACAAGACGCGGCUUCUGCAGGGACCAUGGGACACCAUUACCCAACAGGAGCAUCCAAUACUUGGGCAACCUUUUUUUGUACUCCAUCCCUGCAAGACGAAUGAAUUCAUGACUCCUAUAUUACAGAAUUCUCAAAAAAUCAAGAGGAAUGUCAACUACAUCACGUCAUGGCUGAGCAUCGUAGGGCCAGUUGUUGGGCUGAAUCUACCUUUGAGCUACGCUAACACCACCUUUCAGGGUGAACGAAAUGGUGAUUGACAAGCUCUGCAGAAGAAAAAGGCCUGGCAAUCUGCAUCCAUUAAGAUUAUAGCCAAGAAAAUCCUCUGGAGUAGUUCUCUGCACACAUGAGGUUGCCAUGGGUUGGAACUGACUCGACAGCAACUAACAACAACAACAACAAGUUAUUAAUAUGAACUUAAUCUGGAAGAAUUUUUAGUUUUGGACUGCUUGUUUCAUUUUUAAUUUGCUAGGGGCUUGAACUUGAGAAAAUUGAACUGGCUCUUCAGAGACUCUAGAUUAGUGUCUUUCAACGAAGGGUACACCUUAGAAUUACCUGGGGAGCUUUUACAACUACAAGUGCAGGGGGCCCAGGCUUGACCUUCUGAGACACUCUCUCGGGGGUGAUUCUGGAGCACACAUUCCCCUGAAGAACCUCUGGCCUGGGUGUGACCUUAUGGUUGCAUUUAUUUGUAUUGUUUAGUUUGGUUUUUCUUUCUUAUUGUAUUGUUUUGGUCUAUCAACUUUUCUAAUUCUAUGUAUAGCUAUGGAAGCUGAACUUACUUUUCAACAUUUAUCUGGGCAUUACCCCAUGACUUCUGGAUAUGAAGGAAGUUCAGUGCAUUUGUUUACAAGGUGGCCCACUUGUGCAAUACCAGUUAUGUGGAGGUGAUUAUCUAUUCGUGAAUCCAAAGGGCUAUGACAGCACCCCCAGCCCACAUUUGUAGGUUAAGGGCUGAACUUCCACAAAGGGGAUGAAGGUGUAGGAAAGGGUUAAUUCAAACGGCUGGAAAAGCCAAAAGUACAUUUUAAAAUGCCGAGCCGCACAUAUUCGUGCUGGGAUGAGAGCCUGCUUAUAUGCUUGCUGGGCAUUUUGGUAUUCACCACUUAACAUCUUUUCAACUUCUGCAAGGCAUGUUUUCCCCCACUCUCCCUAACGUAAACACAAAUUUCUCAGCAAGUCAUUUCUCAAGCCAUGUCAUUUCUGGUGUGAAAAUGAAAAAAAAAAAAAUUCAUAAUAACAUGUCAUCUGGAUGAUGUACUAGUUCUGAAAAUAUUAGUUAUCUUUUGCCAACAGAUUCUGAGAUGAUAGUCUGUCUCUUUAGGGUAAUGUUCAUUUUUUUUUUUUUUAGUCUAAAUUUUUUUGUUCUCUGGUUGGUGAAGGCUUAAAAAUUCCAUCAGUAGCAGAAAAAGCUCUGAAGAGCUGCUGUAGAUUUUGGAGACUUCUCUUCCUGGAUAGAACCAUCUCAGGUGGCUCUAUUUCUUUUCAAAACUUUUAUUCACUUAAAAAACUUUUAACUUUUGAUUGAGAAAAAUUUCCAUUUUUAAAAAUGUAAUUAUGCUAAAAUAGACUGUUAUCCAAAUAGUUAUGAAACACUAAAAAAUAAAAAAAAUUUUGUGUUGUCAAAGUAACGGUUCUUUCUUUGCAGUAUAAGGAUUUUUCCUUCUAGCUUCUUCCCAGAAAUCAACCUGGUUAAAACUGCUACAAGCCAAUCUCCUGGAACUCCACUUUUGUGUGACCGUGGAGAAACGGCUUCACUUCUUCAGUCCUCAGUUUCCUCAUCUGUAAAAUGGGGAGGUUCAGCUACGUGACUUUUGAGACCCAUUUGAGUUCUUGGGUCUGUGCAGUAGAGAGAAGUCUAGAGAUCUAGACUGAUUUUGUUUAGCUGAAUUCUGGUGGGACUUGACCUCUUGCUAGCUAUGCAACCUUUAGCCAAUUUUCUUAAUCUUUGUUUUUGUUGUUCCUUUACCAUUUCUAUGAAAUGAAACUAACAAUAUCUAUCCUCCUUACCUAAAAAGGGCAUAGAAAGUAUCAAAAUUAUAUGUAAAUCUGACUGUGUUUCAUAAACAAAACACCACCGCAUGAAGUAAAGGGCAAUUAUGGAUAGCUGAAGCUGACCACUCCUCCUGACUGGCUUUCAAGCUCCUCUGAAAUGUGGACUCCAGCAUACCUGCUUCUCCCACCUUAUUUUGUGCCUGACUCCACAAUGCAAAAUGAAAUCUCUGAUUAGGAGAGUCUUCUGUGUCCACAUCCUUAUCUGACCAUUGCUGAUGCUGGUUCCCUCCUGGAAAUGCUUCCUUCCCCUUCAAAAAUCCAGCAAACCCAUUGCCAUAGAGCCAAUUCCAACUCAUAGUAACUCUUAGGAUGGAGUAGAACUGCUCCCUAGGGCUUCCAAGGCUGUAAAUCUUUAUGGAAGCAGACUGCCACAUCUUUCUCCUGCAGAAUAGCUGGUGGGUUUGAACCACCAACCUUUUGGUUAGCAGCUGAGCAGUUAACCGCUGCACCACCAGGACUCCUUUCCUUCCCCUUACCACUAGUCAGUUCUCUCCUGUCCUCUGUGAUUCCCUCUGUCACCAAGCCAUCUCUCUGAUUGAUCUCGCCCUUCAUUCCUCAUUGUACUUAGUCAUUAUUAGCAUUUAAUUUUCUCUCUUUCAGUUUCUUCCCCUUAUUUGUGAUCAAUAGUAAGGACUUUAAGGUGAUGACCCCCAGUUUUCUAUGUUCUGUGGUGGUGAUGUGCCCACGAGCCGCUAUUUGCCCAUUGUGAGUGGACCCAGGUCUGUGGACUGGAGAGCAUGGGCCAGUUCGUGGAGGCACCUGGGAAGGAGCAGAGGCCGUGUUCAACAGUGGAUGCCAACUCACAAGCUUGAGGUUAAAGAACAAAACCUAACCUCCCCACCACUACAAGAGCUUAUUAAAAUUGAGGGGAAAAAAGAAAUUGAACCUGGGCUUUUACAUCCAUUCCUCCUAUGGUAGGUAUAAUCAUUUUUAUUCAUUCUUUCAAGAUGUGAGGAAAUGGAGAUCUGCUUUGUCAAAACCAGAGAGUUCUUACAUGAUUCAGAGCUGAUAGUCCAAUGAUUUUUUUUUUUUUUAAGGAUUAAAAUUUUGAGGGUAAGAAUAUGCAGAUAUUCACUUCAGCAAAUAUUUAUUCAGCUCCUCUUAUGUGCAGAGCCCUAGGCUAGGUGCCGGGGAUACCAAACUGAAAGACAUGACUCUGGCUCAUAAGAAUGCCAAGUCUUGUGGAGCAGACAGACAAGGAGGAGAUUCCAGACAGUAGGAUGAACGCUGGGACAGACGUGUGGAAAGCAUGAGCCAAAGAAGGCUUCACAGAGGAGGAAUGUGAGUGCAGUCUUGAAAAAUUUAGGGUUAAGCCAGGUCAAGAAUGGGAGAAAGACCUUGAUGGUAGAUAGUGGUGAAGAAUGAGGCCAACUAGCAAGACGGGGCCAGGUCUGGAAAAGCUGCUGUUGCCACACUGAGAGUUGGAUUUGGCCCCAAAACCACAAAGAAUAGCUGAGGAGAUUCAAGCAGAGUAGUUAAAGUGAUCACGCUUUCAUUUUGGGAAGAACCUGUACAUUUAAAAUGAUGACUGCGUAUAACUAAUCACGUGUACACUUUGCCAUGUUCUUUUUCACCACCAUACACUGGCCGCAGGCUUUAGGAGGAAGGAAGCUGCAGAAGGGCAUGGAGUGUGCCAAGGACACUUUCUGGUUUUUGCCUGGUGUUUGGGAUUGAAUUCUGUGACCCAAACAUAAAAAAAGUAGCUGUUGUAAAUCCUAAUCCUUAUAUUUUUAGAUGUAAUCUCAUUUGGGAAUAUGGUUUUCUUUAUCAUGUUAAUUAGGGCAUAUCAGUACAGGGUAUCUCUUAAGCCAGUCACUUUUGAGGUAUAAAAUAAGCAGAUUAGGCACAGAGAAGCCAGCAGAGAUGGAGGGCACAUGAAGAUCUCCAAGGACCUGAGGAACAAAAGCUGAAAAGAGACAAGGACCUUCUCCCAGAGGCAACAGAGAAAAAGCCUUUCUCUCUAAAGCUGGUGCCCUGAAUUUGGACUUCUAGAGUCCUAAACUAGGAGAAAAUAAAUUUCUGCUUGUUAAAGCCACACACUUGUGGCAUUUCUCUGAUAACAGCAGUAGAUAACUGAGGCACCUAGGGUAAAAAAUCCAAAACAAAAACAUGCCAGUGUCCUGAACAGCCUUUACUCUUGGCUUACUGUGUUAACCUGGAGCAAGUCACUGCACCUCUCUGAGCCUCUGUUUCCUGAUGUAUUAGUAGAAGCAAUUGUAUUAGAUCAAGUGAAUUAACUUUUUUGUUUAUAGCCAGUAUUUUCAAAAAAUGAAAUAGAAAAAUAUAAAAAUGCAUUGCAUAUAGUAAGGGUAUGGUUGGCUUGUGAACUUUGGUUUCAACUAUGUGUACGUACGUUUGUAUCUGUGAACGUGUGUGUGCAUGUGUGUCCUGGGUCAUCUUGUAUAAUGUGUGUCUAGCUCCAGAGGGAUAGUCAGAGAUUUGAAAAUUAAUAGACAAAUAAUCUCCCUUCCAAUUCUAAGACCCUCUGAUUUCACCCUUUUGCUGGUUGACCUGUAAGCUGCUGAAGGCUGUUCUAGGAGCAUACAGAAAGUACUUAACUAUUAUUGUGCCCAUGGCCCUAGGCUACUUGAAUGUGUACAUAGGUCUCCUCAGCUACUCAACGGAAAUUUUAUAGGGUUUAUCUAUAAAAGUGCUUUCACGUUUCUAUUUUUACAUUUGGUAGUGUUUUUCAAGUAGUUCUAGAAUGUAAAGCCCUUGUGUUCAUUUAAUUUUUGUGUUGUCAAUAGCAACACCUAGUGGUAAAAAAGCCCUGUUGCAAGUAUCCUGAAUUCUAGGGAUAUUUAGAGAUCACCAAGUCUUAUUUUGCAAAUUAUUGAAAAAAAAAAGAAAAACGUGAAAACUCACUUGUUCCUACAUCCAAAUCAAAUAUAACCCCAUGCCACCGAGUUGAUUCUGACUCAUAGCAACUCUAUAGGACAGAGUAGAACUGCCAAGUAGGGUUUCCUAGGAGCUGGUGGAUUUGAACUGAUGACUUUUGGUUAGCAGCUGGGCUCUUAGCCACUGCGCCACCAGGGCUCCAAAUCAGAUAUACAUAAGAAUAAAUAAAGCCUAUGACUGCAUAAUCAUUUCUUGGA
Loxodonta africana (African savanna elephant) is the source of this 5823-nucleotide messenger RNA. It is a transcript of the gene ATG10, whose product is annotated as autophagy related 10. Bases 211 to 933 code for a protein of 240 amino acids. The transcript has 8 exons. The record is from RefSeq and is a predicted model, not a curated record. Gene Ontology annotation, biological process: protein lipidation; macroautophagy; protein modification by small protein conjugation. NCBI's taxonomy places the organism in Eukaryota, Metazoa, Chordata, Mammalia, Proboscidea, Elephantidae. Gene Ontology annotation, cellular component: intracellular anatomical structure. Gene Ontology annotation, molecular function: Atg12 transferase activity.